CAAUAACAGUAUCAAAAAACGCUAGAGUGAGUGACCAUUUGUUGAGACCGUCAGUGAAAGCGGUUACACGCCUACACAGAAAAACAAAUCAUUCAUUAAUACUUUACAGUCAGUUGUUAAAUUAAUCUACCGAGGAUUAUCAGCCCGUGAACCCUCCGCAGGAGUCGAUAACCUCCUCAGUGUUUUUGAGCGAAAGGAUGAAGUAGUUUCUGUGGCUCCGGAGCUGAUCGCCAACUAACGUUACAGUAUGCGGCUUACUGGGAAUAUAUGACAAAUUCUGAUUUUAUUCUAUCCUGCAAGGAGAUUCACCCAUAGUUUGAUACAGAAAUGGUAUCGCUGACCAUUUUUUCUGUCUCUGGAUCUUUUUCAAACCACCUGAAUUUUCAUACUUGAGCAGGACUGUGUGGUUUUGGCACAUUAAUAUGCAAGCUCGAGGUGCAACAUGUCUUUGUGCAUGAAUGCUAGGCAAUCAUAACUGAUCUGGGGAACAACAAGGGGAAACUCCCCCUCGGAAGACUUCGGAACAAUGACCGGACCAAGCGCCACCAGCAGCGGCGGCUCAACGGCCAAGAUCAGCAGACACGGUCGGUCCAAGAGCACCAGUACCUACUGUCACACUACGGGUCCCGCUGCUGAAACCUCCUCGUCCACUGCCGCAAACAACACCGGUAGGUCGUCCGGUGAGGAAGACGAGAAAGACGGCGGGGUCCCGUUUUUCGUGAACAGGACGGGCUUUCCCAUAGACGGUGUCACCUGGGAGAGAAUGUGGUCGCACGUCACCAAAGUUCAUCCUGAUGGACAGGAGAUGGUGGAGAGAAUACGAAAUGCAACACACCUCCCAAAACACCCCGUGCCAUCAGUUCCAAACUUUAAGCCAUCGAUGUCUGUGCCUGAUUGGCUCCAUGCCGUCCAGAACUACAUGAGAAACCUGCAAUACAACCAUACAGGAACUCAGUUUUUUGAGAUUAAGAAAACCAGACCCCUGAGUGGGUUGAUGGAGACUGCCAGAGAGAUGAUACGAGAAUCACUUCCCAUCAAAUGCCUUGAAGCAGUUAUCCUUGGAAUCUACCUAACCAACGGUCUGACCUCUGUGGAGCGGUUCCCCAUCAGCUUUAAGACCCAGUUCUCCGGCCACCACUUCCAUCACGUGGUGCUGGGCGUUUACUGUAAUGGCCGCUACGGCACCCUGGGUAUGAGUCGGCGUGCUGACCUUAUGGACAGAUCUCUGAGCUUUCGUACACUCAGCGAGUUGGUGUUCGACUUUGAGGACUCAUACCGUCGCUACCAGCACACCAUGAAGAAGAUCAAAAUUGGCCUGUACGUGCCCCACAAUCCGCAUGUUUUCCAGCCUAUUGAGUGGAACUAUCUGGUGAUCAACGCCUGCAAGCAGGGCCGUGAAGACAUGCGCAAAGAGCUGGAGAAGCACGGCCGUGACAUGAGGAUGAAGAUCCUCAAGUCGUCCAGCGCUCAGUCUCCAAUUAAAGAACGAACCCGAGGCAAGUCUUUAUCACCACGCCGCCGAUCAGCCAGCAGUCCCCAAAGACGCCAACACGUCCACAGAAGAGACAAAUCGCCAGCAGCACUGGACAGAAAGCCAGCAGAGCUCAGCACCCUCAGUGAUGGCUACCAGAUCCGCAUCUGAGACACUACAGCACUGACGUAACAGCUUUAUCCUCCACACAUCCUCCCUCAGUCAGAUCCACCGAUGAUGUUUUUAAACACUAUUUAAUGCACAUUGUGAACUGUACAGUAUAUUAAACAUAUUUAUAGUUGUACUUCCAUGUUAGAGGUAAACUGGGUGCCCUUCUUAAAUUUAAAAGCAGCAGAAGUUCAAAAAAAUGUUUUAAAAAGAACAUGAUGUUCUUUUUCCAGCCAUAACAUUUUUAUUAGUGGAAAUUUUAAGUAGGAACCAAAAUCAGCUUUGCUAAAGAAUGUUUUACCCAAAUAAUUAUACCCCCCAAAAAUAUUCAAGCAUAUAUGGAAGAUGUGGGGGGAAGGCUGUAUUUUUAGACAGAAUCUUCACUAGCAGUGAGAGCUAGAGUGUGAAUGGAUUGUGUUUGGCAGAGAGAUGAAAACCUCGGUGCCUCGUGUUGUGGUGGUGGUAGUUUGAGGCUGACUGUCCCUUUUGUAGAAGAAGAGAAGGUUUUUUUUUUUUUUUUGCCAGAGAUGCAAGGACGCAAGGGACCAGAGCAUCAGAGAGCUACCCAUUCUGCCCACAAGAACUGUAUUCAAUCCAAUUUACUUCUUUUUUGUUGUUGUUGUUACCUGCACAGAGUCCCAAACACUCCUGAUGAAAUGGACAUGAUUUAUUGACUGAAGGUUUGAGGCUAACUUACAUUGAAGGCUUUGUACUGUUUUUUUUUUUUUUUUUUUUUCCUUUCUCAUAAAAAUAUCAUGGUUGCAGUUGUAGAGAAAUAGUUUUUUAUUUUUUUGUAUUAUUUAAAAAAUGUUUUUUCUUGUUUUUACCGGUUGUUUAACCAGUACAGUGUUUUGUGGUAUGUUUUUUUUCAUUUCAUUUUCUUUUUUAAAACAAAAUAACUCAGAGGUGUGAAGGUUGACGUGCUAUUAAUUGACCCAUCCCUUGCAAAUAAUUCUAAAAUUUCCACACAUUUGUUUGAAAAAUAAAUAUAUUUCUUUUUUUUUUUGCAGCGGCAUAGAUAUAAGGCUUAUCAGCUUGGCUAAUGAAUGAGUUAAGCAGAUAAGUGGGUUCUUACGGACCCCCUAAAGGAACAUGGUGAUGGGAAAAAAAUAUAUAUUUUUGUGUUAACCUGAAAAAAAAAUGUUGCUUUCCUCUGAGAAACUUUGCUGUGGGCGAAUGCAAAACUGGUGAUGGAAAUAAUAUGAAGUGGUAUUUCAAUGAUUUUGAUAGCGAACACAAAAGUUUCUUAGCGGAACACAAUACUUUUGCCACAAAACACAAAAGUUUCUUGGGCGAAUGUGAAAGCACUGAAAUAUAAUUUUUAUAAUAUGAAGUGUGAAAAAUAACUACAUUUUGAUGAUUUUGCUAGUGAACAGUUUCUCAGGGGAAUGCAAGACUUUUGCAACAGAACGCAAAAGGUUUGUGUUUAAAUGCAAAGUUUAUUAAGGAACGCAAAAACUUGCAAGAGAACGCAAAGUUUCUUCAGAAAAUGCAAAACUUGCAAAUGUUUUGCAAUUGAACAAUGCUUCUUGAGUGAAAGCAAAACUUGCAAAAGUGCAAAAAUUUUGCGAGUGAACGCAAUGUUUCUUGGGGGAAUGCAAAACUUGUGCGAGUGAACGAACGCAAAGUUUCUUGGGAAAAUGCAAAACUUUUGCGAUUGAACAACAUUUCUUGAAGAAAAGCAAAACUUUUGCAAGUGAAUGCAAAGUUUCUUGGGGGAAUGCUAAACUUGCAAGAGAGCACACAAUUUUGCGAGUGAACACGUUUCUUGGGGGGGGGGGAAGCAAAACUUGCAGAAGAGCGUGAAAAUUUUGCGAGUGAACGCAAAGUUUCAUGGGGGAAUAAAAAUUUGCAAAAGACCAAAUGUUUUGCGAGUGAACAAACACAAAGUUUCUUCAGAAAACGCAAAACGUGCAGAGAAUGCAAAUGUUUUGCGAUUGAACACAACGUUUCUAGAGUGAAAGCAAAACUUGCAAAAAAACGUGAAAAUUUUGCAAGUGAAUGCAAAGUUUCUUGGGGGACUGUGAAACUUGCAAGAGAACAUAAAAGUUUUGCAUGGGAAUGCAAAGUUUCUUGAGGGAACGCAAAACUUGCAAACAUUUUGCGAUUGAACAAUGUUUCUUCAGUGAAAGCAAAACUUGCAAAAGAGUGCAAAAAUUUUGCGAGUGAACGCAAUGUUUCUUGGGGGAAUGCAAAACUUGUGCGAGUGAACGAACGCAAAGUUUCUUGGGAAAAUGCAAAGCUUGCAAGAGAAUGAAAAAGUUUUGCGAUUGAACAACAUUUCUUGAAGGAAAGCAAAACUUUUGCAAGUGAACGCAAAGUUUCUUGGGGGAAUGCUAAACUUGCAUGAGAGCACACAAUUUUGCGAGUGGACACGUUUCUCGGGGGGAAGCAAAACUUGCAGAAGAGCGUGAAAAUUUUGCGAGUGAACGCAAAGUUUCAUGGGGGAAUGAAAAAUUUGCAAAAGACCAAAUGUUUUGCAAGUGAACAAACGCAAAGUUUCUUCAGAAAACUCAAAACGUGCAAGAGAAUGCAAACGUUUUGCGAUUGAACACAACGUUUCUAGGGUGAAAGCAAAACUUGCAAAAAAACACGAAAAACUUGCAAGUGAAUGCAAAGUUUCUUGGGGGACUGUGAAACUUGCAAGAGAACAUAAAAGUUUUGCAUGGGAAUGCAAAGUUUCUUGAGGGAACGCAAAACUUGCAAACAUUUUGCGAUUGAACAAUGUUUCUUCAGUGAAAGCAAAACUUGCAAAAGAGUGCAAAAAUUUUGCGAGUGAACGCAAUGUUUCUUGGGGGAAUGCAAAACUUGUGCGAGUGAACGAACGCAAAGUUUCUUGGGAAAAUGCAAAGCUUGCAAGAGAAUGAAAAAGUUUUGCGAUUGAACAACAUUUCUUGAAGGAAAGCAAAACUUUUGCAAGUGAACGCAAAGUUUCUUGGGGGAAUGCUAAACUUGCAUGAGAGCACACAAUUUUGCGAGUGGACACGUUUCUCGGGGGGAAGCAAAACUUGCAGAAGAGCGUGAAAAUUUUGCGAGUGAACGCAAAGUUUCAUGGGGGAAUGAAAAAUUUGCAAAAGACCAAAUGUUUUGCAAGUGAACAAACGCAAAGUUUCUUCAGAAAACUCAAAACGUGCAAGAGAAUGCAAACGUUUUGCGAUUGAACACAACGUUUCUAGGGUGAAAGCAAAACUUGCAAAAAAACACGAAAAACUUGCAAGUGAAUGCAAAGUUUCUUGGGGGACUGUGAAACUUGCAAGAGAACAUAAAAGUUUUGCAUGGGAAUGCAAAGUUUCUUGAGGGAACGCAAAACUUGCAAACAUUUUGCGAUUGAACAAUGUUUCUUCAGUGAAAGCAAAACUUGCAAAAGAGUGCAAAAAUUUUGCGAGUGAACGCAAUGUUUCUUGGGGGAAUGCAAAACUUGUGCGAGUGAACGAACGCAAAGUUUCUUGGGAAAAUGCAAAGCUUGCAAGAGAAUGAAAAAGUUUUGCGAUUGAACAACAUUUCUUGAAGGAAAGCAAAACUUUUGCAAGUGAACGCAAAGUUUCUUGGGGGAAUGCUAAACUUGCAUGAGAG
This is a messenger RNA of Megalobrama amblycephala (Wuchang bream), 5212 nucleotides long. It is a transcript of the gene vash2, whose product is annotated as vasohibin 2. The record is from RefSeq and is a predicted model, not a curated record. The transcript has 7 exons. Gene Ontology annotation, cellular component: cytoplasm. Gene Ontology annotation, biological process: regulation of angiogenesis. Lineage: Eukaryota; Metazoa; Chordata; Actinopteri; Cypriniformes; Xenocyprididae. The coding region runs from base 527 to 1642 and encodes 371 amino acids.